Molecule: messenger RNA, 552 nt
Organism: Cephus cinctus (wheat stem sawfly)
Lineage: Eukaryota; Metazoa; Arthropoda; Insecta; Hymenoptera; Cephidae
Product: histone H3
Exons: 1
Coding region: 95-505 (136 amino acids)
Cellular component (GO): nucleosome
Molecular function (GO): protein heterodimerization activity; DNA binding; structural constituent of chromatin
Source: RefSeq, a predicted model, not a curated record
GGACUAACCAUGACAUUUGUGUGAACGCUUAGACUGACGACUACCGUUUAUAUAAGGUUUUUUUUUAAACUUUUGACGAUUUCUUGCCAUUAGAAUGGCUCGUACUAAACAGACCGCAAGAAAAUCUACUGGAGGAAAGGCUCCUAGAAAACAAUUGGCGACUAAAGCUGCCCGUAAGAGUGCACCAGCUACAGGUGGUGUGAAGAAACCUCAUCGUUACAGGCCAGGAACUGUUGCUCUUCGUGAAAUUCGUCGUUACCAGAAGAGCACGGAGCUACUUAUUCGCAAACUUCCUUUUCAACGACUUGUGAGAGAAAUCGCCCAAGAUUUCAAAACUGAUCUGCGUUUCCAAAGCUCAGCUGUUAUGGCACUACAGGAAGCCAGCGAAGCCUAUUUGGUUGGCCUCUUUGAGGAUACCAAUUUAUGCGCAAUUCAUGCUAAACGUGUGACCAUCAUGCCUAAAGACAUCCAGCUGGCUCGUCGUAUUCGUGGAGAACGUGCUUAAUUUUUUCAACGUUGAUACUUUAAACACUCGGCCCUUUUCAGGGCCAC